Molecule: messenger RNA, 6258 nt
Organism: Lethenteron reissneri (Far Eastern brook lamprey)
Lineage: Eukaryota; Metazoa; Chordata; Hyperoartia; Petromyzontiformes; Petromyzontidae
Product: serine/threonine-protein kinase 3-like
Biological process (GO): signal transduction; protein tetramerization
Molecular function (GO): protein serine/threonine kinase activity
Source: RefSeq, a predicted model, not a curated record
AUGGCGCGCCGGACGGGACACGCGAGCGAGGGAGAGAACUCCGCCCACGCUGACGGCUUUGUCCGGAGGCGAACCCCUCCUCCGCAAAGCGCGAGGCUGGCCACACACCCGUUCAUCGUGGCGGCCAAACCGGUGAGCAUCUUGCGCGAGCUCAUCACCGAGGCUAUGGCGAUGAAGCCGAAACGCAACGAGCCUCUGCAAGCCGACCAGGUCGCAGACUCGGACAACUCGGCCGAGGAAGAAGACGAUGACGACGACGAAGACGACGACGAUGACGACGUUGGCCGCACAAUGGUGCGCACGGCGGUCAAGGGCGGUGUCAUGGACGCGGGCGGUGCCACUCCGAGGAAGGUGGUCACUGGGGCGGGCACGGCCACCGCGACGGCUGCCGCUCGAUCAGACGCGGAGCACGGGGCCGGGCUGCUGAGCAGCGAGCUCAACACGAUGGUGAUCAACAACGAGCAGGAGGAGGAGGAGGGGGACGAGGCAGCGGGGGGGCAACACGGCCGGACUGGCUGCGGCCAUCACGGCCGCGAGGCCGGGCCAGAGCAAACCCUGCGACCGUGCUGCCUGCAGUACGCGGAGCGCGCCGAACCGGACGGGGACCCCGGCGGAGGCCUCAACGGCCGCGAGGGCCACUACGGCGCCGCCGACGCGUGGAGGCCCCCCCUGGACGCCUGCUUUGACUUCUUGAGGAACCUGAGCCUGGAGGAGCUGCACAUGAGACUGGGUGCUCUCGACCCCCUGAUGGAGCACGACCUGGAGCAGCUGCGCCGACGCUACCAGGCCAAGCGGCAGCCCAUCCUGGACGCCAUCGACGGGAAAAAGCGACGCCAACAGAACUUUUGAGCGGAGCCUGCCGGUCUGCAGGGUGAAGUUCUCAGCCACGCGGGGCGUUGUGAUCGAGCCAUGACAUCGGACAGCCGACUACAACAACAACAAGAAUCACCGAUCAGAGAUGUCGCCACCCCCCCCCCCCCCCAUCAAUUGUAUUUGGAAGCAAAGCAAGCACGUGGCGUCAUGUAUUUGCCCGCCACAUGUGGGUCGUUGCGGAUUGCGAAAAGAUGUUUGAAUUCGUAGCGAUGCGACUCGGUCGAACCGGCACAGCCAGCUACAGAGUGGAUCGGGAAUUCAUCUUGGAAAUGUCGAUGAAUUGGCACUGGGUGUAUUGGCAAUCUAGUCAUUGGCAAUCGAUGUAUUGGCAAUACUUAGAUCGAGUCGUCGUGUAACCCACCCACCCCCCACCCGCCUUUAUUUGAUUGGCUUCACAUCAGCAGGGAUCGGUGAUUGUGUCGUAGUCGGCUCUAAUUGCACCACAUUGCCCCGCGUCGCCCAUUCGUAAAGAAGCUAAAGUUGAAACGGCGUCGAGUUUUUGUUGUUUUUGUUGUUGUUGUUGUUGUCAUUGCUACGGCGCGUGCUGCACCGCAUAAACAACAACAUUGUCGUCCUGUUUUAUUUGCUUCGUUCAAAACGCAACAAAAGUAGCAUUGCCAGAGGCGCAGGGCGGCCCCGAGCAAAACGCCGCGGUCGACGUGGCACUGGUGGGUUGAUGCUCUUUUUUUUUGUCCGACCGGUAUCGUGAUGAUUUAAGGGCUGUUUGAUGUUCGUCAUUAUAAUCGCGGUCCGCCGAGGGGCGCUGCGGGCUAAAGGAAGUUUGCACGAGGCCGUGGUCAACUUUGGAGCAGCUUUUGUGUCCGAGCGUGGUUUUUCUUUAAGUUUGAAAAAAGUUAACCUCGCCGCGCUUGGACUGACCGAGUUCGAACCACGUGGUCUUGGUCAUAAUGAAUUCCUACAUGGCACGCGUUUUAUUUACGUAUAGGACAAUGUGGAUAAGAUUAAUAAUUAAACUUGAUUAUUGUGUAUUUAUAUAGGUGAGUAACACACCCAGGUUAAUUUUAAGAUAUUCCUUUUUUUAUGUCUGCAUAUGUUUCAAUCCAAAAGUUUCCCUUUCCUUGCCGAGAUCCCCUCUCCCAGACUUUCUGGAUUUGGGCCAUCCAGGAGAGAAAGUGAGGGCGGAUGCGGGGGCUCAGACCCUGCCUGUCGAUGCUUUACUGACGAUCGCCGACUUGGGCUGUCGUUGAUUUUAAUGGCUCGGUUAACGCAACAAGCGCGUUGCAAAAACCGAAGCAAGCACAACAUUUGAAGCUUGCAACAGAGUUACAAAAGUUGGGCAGGAUGCACCGUUUAAUUUCAGCUUUGUGGACCACGGCGUUACACAAAUGUCCAGCCUGUUGGGUGAAGGUUACCCCCCCCCUCCUACUCCGUGUUAGCGAAACAAUCUGGGAGGCAUUUGAUCUCUGCAGAUCAUGGAGCAUCGAUCUGCACUCUGAAUUUGGAGGCUACUACACACUCAAGGGGGCAGGUUGCCAAACUUGGCUGGAAAAUGGCUAGGGGCCAACUUUGCGAAAGUCUGAAAAAUUAUUUUGCAUAAAAUUGGUGACCCAACCCAAAGUAUUUCCAUAUCGCAAUCAACAAAAUAGUAUUCAUAUCGCAAUCUGUAAUUUUAUAAUCGGUAUAUCGUUGGUGAAGAGGGGGGGGUGGUGGUGGUGAGGUUACAGAGUGGUGGCAGAGUGGUGAGCACGCUGCACUAUGAACCCAUUGAGCUGGAUUCAAUGUCCAGCCAACGGGUAACACGAGAGGGCAAGUUGAUACCUGAAUCUGUGCCUCUUUCACCAACUCGCACUGACCGGCAGGGUGACGGAUGGUUGAAGCAAACCACGUGGUUGUCACGGCGUGGGGAGGCCUUCAUCCAGCAGUGGAUUGACCAAAGGGCUUGCGUAGUAUUAUAGUUGUAUCGUUGUAAAGGUGACGGAUGUGUGACGUCACCUGAGAGAAUACGUUUCUUUCGGUUGAAUACGUCGAAGGCUUUCACGACCAAUGUUAUCUAUAGAGGUUUUUUAGGGGCGGUUAGAUCGCGUAAUUCUAGAUGUGUCUUUAAACCCGCCACCGCCCGACAAAGCCAAUUAGUUUAGUUUCUUACGUGAACACAACAUGACAAUUCGUCACUAGUACAGCAACACCGGUUGUGCAUUGCAGAGUAAACCCACAACAUUUACAAUUCGAGUGUGACGGAAGAAAACAAGCGGCAGCAUGUACAAGCACGGUGUACAUGCAUGUUGUAUGUUGGUUACCCUACGAAUAACCCAACCGGUAAUGGGUAUCUAUUGUAAUUCAUAUGCACACAUUGACCCCUCCCCUCUGGCCUUCGCAUCUGAUUGGCUUGCAAGUGACGUCAUCACAUCUAUCCCUCUAUUUAAGAAGGAAACGGAUUGCUCCACAACUCUGGCUGCCGCCUGAUGAUGCUAGUUGUAAUUACCGGCGAAACGUCGCACUCGAAUUGUAAACGUUGUGGGUUUACUCUCCAACACACCGGUGAGCUGCACUUGUAACGAAUUGGCACGCUUCGUUUACACGACAUACUACUAAUUGGCUGUGUCGGGUGGUGACGGGUUUAACGACACAUUCAUAUUUUACGUGAUCUAACCCAAAAACACUCUUAUGGACGUUUCUUUCAACUGCCAGGAUAAAUCAGCGUAAUCUGUAACUUUACAUAUGUUAAGAUAACUUUACCUUAUCGUGUUACCAAAUUAUUUAUUUAUAGAGUUCACUUUACAAAUGCGAGUAUGGUUUAAUAUGUGUACGUGUGUUAAUGCUUCCGAAUCACAUGCACUUUAAAUAUGUAUGCAUAUUUACGCGUUUGCCACUUUAAGGGUUUGUUUUUUUAUUAUAAUAGUCGGGGUAUCCAGUGAAACUGAAACGCUUUGAUUUUAAUGUGUAAACAGAAGUGCCAAUUUGGAGGUCACUUCAAUGCUCCUUGGAAUGAUUAAUUAGAUACUUAAUUUAUUUCCUGAUUUACAACGUCAGCCUCAUAAAACAUGGCGGCCAUCACGUCCCCAUGAUUCAUCCGCGCACGACACGGCUGAGCAGCACUGGCAUUUCGACAGAACACACACACACCCAUUAUAUACGCCUGUGACCAAGGCCACCCAGAACGCUCCACGAUCUCGCAAGCUAAGCAGGCGCGAGCCUGGACAAUGGCUUCAAUGUGUGACCAGCGUGCUCGCAUCGCAGGAGUUAUAGGCUGCUGUGGGCAGCAGCAGCAGAGGGCAGUGCAGCAAUAUUCAUGGUUCCUCAAUCCUCCCACCUUAAACACCCCGGCGUUGUGAAGCAUCCAUACUCUUUGGUUCUUUGGGUAAAGUCACGUAGGUGAAAACAUAUAAUCGAAAAUAAUAAAACAAAAAUAAAAAGUAUUCUUCUUUUUUAUUUUUUAUUACAUUUUUCCACCUACGUGACUUUACCGAAAGAACCAAAGAGUAUGGAUCCUUGCAGUCACGAAAACUUCAAAUCUAGAAUGGUGAAGUAUCGUCAACAUAUAUUCCUCACGGCCAACAAAGCGUGGUGAAGUUUCCCAUCCAGCAGUGGACUGACACAACGGGGGGUUGUACGUAUGCACUGUACCGUGCACUGGUCACUGGAAGUGGGGGGGGGGGGGUGCCAGCUUUCUAUCAGCUUUAGCGGCGCGCCCUUCCAAAAUAACCACGGGCAAUUUCUAUUCUUAAAAGUUGCCAUGUUUUCAAAUCAUCCACCUCAAUAACCUCCAGAUACAAACUUUCGUAAGCCUCCGUUCAGAAGUGAAUGACUUUGUAACUUUUUGUAUUUAAAGAUUUUUUUGUUCAAGUAAUGAAUAUUUCAUAUUUUUUCUAACCAAAUUUCAGCACCAUAAACCUAGACCAUCAUAAUGUACAUGAAUCCCUCAGUCAUUCACUCGUAGCCCUCUGUACAUAUUACACAAUGUGUACUGUCACCUUCAUUCAGUUUAAAAUGGCCACAGGUCAGAGGAGUUGAAACCCACGGGGACAUUUCCCCCCACCCAGAAUGACCCAAAGCAACAUGGCCGACGAAUCAGGGCACCAAGCUCCACUGAGUGUCAGCUCUCCCUCAGCGGGGUCAUGCAAUGGGGACGUUUGACCUUUAGAGAGGGUUUUGGCCGCGUGCGAGAGAAAACCAGGGCGCGCGGAGAAAACCUACCGUCCCUACCACUCAUCACUGCCAUCUCCUGGCUACCUCACAGCACCAUGGCCGAGAACAUCUGACAAACCCCGGUGGCCUCCCAUACAAGCACUAGCCAAGCUCAAUCCGGCAUAGGUCGAGGCUUGACACAAGCUCGAUUUGGCCAGCGACAAAACCACAAUCGUAGCCACUGCUGCCAGAGGGCACGGCUGUCGAGAAUGUGCAGGUGGUACAAUUGCACUGGGGCAUAUAGUGGACUCAUGGGCACAUUCGAGCAUCAGACGUGCGCUACAAACGUCUGUCUGUUUUUCUUUCACUGUGCCCACACGUACAUUACGCGUAUGCACCCACACACGCUUGUAUUAUUCAUAAUACUAUUCGUAGCUUGAAAACAAAUAGCGUUGGUCGGAUGCAUGCAAUGUGAUAUCAAGUGUCAAAUGUAGUGUUAGAAUUCAUAUACAGCCUGUCACAGAUUGUUUUUUUUCUGUUCAAAUCGUCGUUACGGAGAGACGUUUACUAUUGUUAGCUUAAUUUAUACGAGCUAAUUUGUGGAUUUUUACUGAUUUUUUUAAAGCAGUUGCCCUGGUGUUGCGUCCUACCAAGGAGCAUUUCAGUAACUGGGUUUCCAAUAAGCUGUGCGAACUUACUCGGCGUAUUCCAGACAAGAUGUAUUUAAAUAGAUUGAGUAAACUCAGAAGGGAAUUGUUGGCCUUGAAUGACCACUUCUGGCGUCAUCUGUUUUGACAGUGAUGUCAUGAUUACAACCGUCUGUGAUUGGAUGGAACUCAUUCACGUGUAUGUCAUUUAAAAUGUAAACCCAUUCGCUGGGUGGGUCCUCGAUCAAUGUAAAAUAUAAUACGCAUUUUUUUGGUUUGUCCCGCUUACAGGUAAGAAUUAUUUUUCAAAUAGACAAGUACAUUUUUAUCCAUCUCCAUCCUAUAAAUGAGAUUUCUCCCCCCCCCCCCCGAAAACAACUUGAAUUCGAAUAAACGGAACUUACGUGGAAAGACCAAGUGAAUUGGAAACCCGGUAAAUAUUGCAUGGUUUUAUUAUCGUGGACAGGUGUAACACGGUGUGCAAUCUUUCUUAUUGGGUUUGUACGUGAAUACGUGGGCUUUUAAAGUACGUCAGUUGGCGACAAUUUUGCCCGGCUUUUUUGACCGAUGUGAUGGAUUGUAUCGCACUUCUGCAAUAAUAAUAAUAUCAAUAAUAAUUAAAACACUAACUGUGACAAUGUAACACGUGAAA